Messenger RNA from Hermetia illucens (black soldier fly), 4161 nucleotides. Its product is annotated as tetratricopeptide repeat protein 37. Lineage: Eukaryota; Metazoa; Arthropoda; Insecta; Diptera; Stratiomyidae. Bases 114 to 3941 code for a protein of 1275 amino acids. Gene Ontology annotation, cellular component: Ski complex. The record is from RefSeq and is a predicted model, not a curated record. Gene Ontology annotation, molecular function: protein binding. The transcript is spliced from 14 exons.
UCACUUUCAGAAUAGCAUUGAAUUUCCAUUCGAAACUUUUUCGCUGUCAAUUAACAGCUACCUACACGGCCAGUGUCAAAUGAUGGCCUUGCAGGCGUAGCGAUACGCCUCAUAUGGGUUCUGUCAACAUAAAUGUCAAAGAAGACGUCAAUCUUAUUGUCAGGGCUCGACUGCCGGCUAGGUUUCCAGAAUAUGCGAAAAUGUCUUCAAAAUCUGUGAAAAAUGCCCUCAAAGAAGCUCGAGAAUUCAUCAAAAACAAAGAUUUUAAGCAAGCAAUUGAAAAAUGUCAGGCAGUGAUAAAAGAGGACCCCAAGAACUACAUGGGCCUUGUGCUGAUGGGAGCCGCGUAUCAAGACACCGACAAAAAGGAGGCGGCAUCUUCCCUUCGUAAAGCAGUGAACUGCGGAGUCGACCCCACGCUCGCCCUACAAGGUUUGGCGAAUUGUGCAGAUGUCGAAGAACUGCCUGAGAUCUACCGAAAACUCUUGAAAUUGGUUCCUGAUAAAGCGAAGGAAUAUCAGAGCAAGGUGGUGUUAAUAUCAGGCGAGAACAAGAUUUGGGAGGACUGCCUUUCUGUGCUGGAGGGAGAAGUCCACCUGGAAAAUACUGAAAGUAAUGCGGAGAGAGUGCAAUCGGCCUGGCUGAAUUUGUGUCGAGUGUUCUACAAGCAAACGGCCAUUCCAGAAAAAUGGAGCCGCUUGUACGAAAAAUGCCUGGAAGUCGCAGUAGCCAUCCCAUCCACCGAUGUUCACUUGGAGUCGUAUAAACGCUACAUCAAGUUGUUAUACAACACUAGCAGAAGUGCAGAUUGCCUUCAAAAAGCAGUGACCAUGACUGAACUCUAUCCUAGAGAAGUUUCUCCGCUGGAAUGGAUAUGUAAAGUUUACAGUGAAAAUGUUGAUAGCUCUACCGUAAAUUUGAAUUCACUUUUGAAAAAUCCGAUUGAAUCGUAUGCUGAGGGUUUACUCAACCUCAAUAAAAAUUCAUCGUUAGGAAUACUUGCUAAAGCUGUCAGCUUGUAUUCUACCGAAAAGUAUUCCCAAGCUAGAGAUCUUCUAGAACACAUUAAAUCCGAGGAGUCUAAAAACCCAGUUUGUUUGAAGUAUUUAGCUGAGUGUUAUGUGAAACUCGGUGCAUACACAAUGGCAAAAAGGGAAUAUGACUCGAUCAAUAGCACUGGAUCUGAAUAUGUGCUUUGCUUGUUGCACGACGAAAGCAAGGAGAGUCUCGAGAAGGCCGUUAACAUAUGUGAGGAGCUUUUGAAGACAUCCCCAGAGGAUGCGCUAAUACUUUAUUAUCUUGCCCGUGCACUGUUUAAUUUAAAUGAUAAAUCUAGAGCUGAAUCAAUGCUGAAACAGCUGAAAGAAAGUGGAUCGGAAGCAUUUGUGACUUUAUUAGAAGCUGAUUACGUGAGAACCUUGACUGAAACAAUCACACUUCUAGACAAUGAAACUACCGAUUCAUUCGAAAUAGAUCUCCUAAAAGGAAGGAAAUACCUCGAAGUAAAAGAAUUCGAAAAAGCGUUGACAUGCUUACUAAGAGCCACUAAACAAAAGCCCUAUUACUCCGGGUGUUUCUCGAGCUUGGGUCAACUUUACUCCUCCAUAAAUGAUUGGGCGCGAGCACGAAAAUGCUAUGAAAAAUGUAUUUACCUUAAUCCAAUGAAUAAACACGCCAUCGAACAUCUGAGCGGAAUUUAUCGUAAAAACGAAGAAUGGGAUUUGAAUUAUGCUCUCUUGCAGAAGGCCGGGAAAUACUUCCAAAAAACUAAGUGGCCACUCUUCCAAAUGGGUCUGCAUAAUUUAAGUUUGCAGAAAUUUGAUGAAGCAAUUGAUUCGUUUCGGUCCGCCCUCCGAUUUGAUAUAAGCGACAUACUUUGCUGGGAAGGGUUAGCUGAUGCUUAUUACCAGCGAGGAUCCUUCAACUCCGCGAUGAAGGUCUAUCAGAAAAUUAUUGAACUUGACCCGGAAAAUGAAUAUUCCAGAUUGCAAGUUGGAGUUGUGAAAUUGACAUUACGUAUGUAUUCCGAGUCUAUUGCUGCUUUUACGGAAUUACUUGAAACAUGCCCGGACUACUUACCAGCGUUAAAAGGAGCUGCAGAAGCCCACUAUUGUUAUGCAAUAUAUUUAUCAAGUAAAUGCUUAUUUGGAAGAUGUAAAGAAAACCUUCAAAACGCUACUGAUUGUUUGCAAAGAAUUUUUCUAACUGGAAAGCGAGAUAUGAUUUGGCUGUGGCGACUAUUGGCAAAUGUUUUCGUGGCUACCGGUCGAAUGUCCCCUACAAAAGCAUUUUUGAAUGUAAGCGGAAACUUAGCUGGUCAGGAAGAGGACAUUGUCGUUCUCGAGAAAAACGAAUUGUUUGAAUUUGCUGGAAGGUUUUACACGUGUGCGAUAAAGCUGAAUCCCGAGGAUUCCUUACUUUGGCAUGAACUAUCGCUUUGUUACUACUAUUUUGCCCUUCAAUAUGGGAAAGAUGCAGAAACCAGGAAGAGGCAUUUAAGGCUCGCAAUGGAUGCAAGUAAACAGUCUAUUCAAUUACAACCAAGUCGUUGGCAAAAUUGGAAUUUACUUGGUGUUAUAUGUACAACAAAUGAAAUCAAUAAUCUACCACUUGCUCAACAUUGCUUUAUCAAAGCAUUACAAAUCGAUAAAAAAUCAGCAUCUGCAUGGACGAAUUUAGGAAUACUAUACUUGAAGCAAGGAGAAAUUAAACUUGCGAAUAAAGCAUUCAGCCGGGGCCAACAAGCUGAUACUGGAUUCGUGAAUGCAUGGGUCGGCCAAGCUAUUAUAGCAGAACGAAUAGGACAAUCGGACGAAGCUAUGGAUUUAUUCCGUCAUUGCACUCAACUUGAAUUCCGCACCGAAUCUGCCGUUGGGUACGCGUAUUGGGUGUGUAAUAUUCUCUCGAAUCCUGAAAAUCUGAAAGACCCAAGAUAUAAAUAUGCUAUUGAAAACAUGCAUGCCGUUCCUGUUGCAUUGGACUCUAUAAAUUGGUAUUAUGGUGCAGUAGGUGUGGACGCAACUUUAGAAUCACUAUCAUAUUUAGGAUUCCUGAACUCUCGUCAAUCAUUAACGAAUAGUGCAACCAAAGCAUUCGAGUUGGCUGUGGAAAAGGCGAGCGGUCCUGAUAAAGACAAAAUGUUGUGUAAUGUUGGCUAUAGCUAUCUUCGAAAUAAUCAACUGCAGGAGGCCAUCAAAGCAUUUGACGAAGUCUCCGAAGCGUCAUUCAAAUCAUACAUUGGAUUGGCUUUAGCCCGUUUCAGAGCUUCUCAAUUUCAAGAUUCUUAUUCAGUUUAUAAUUUAGCUUUAGAGUGGUUGGCAAACAAUGAGACUGAAAAAUCUUUGAUAUUAGUAGCUAUGUCGUCGAUGGUGUAUGCCGCACAAGGGGAAGGUGAUACGAAGGGAAUAUUAAAGCAAUGUAUUAAUUUACAGAACCCACCAAUACAAGCACUUUUCUCGGCCUGUGCACUUGGAAUAAUACACACAGACCAAAAACUUAUUGAUGCUGCCCUGAAAGCUCUGAAACCAUAUGAGGAUGACGUCGAGCACUGUCACCAUAUUGCAUUUUUAAUUGCACAAGUCCAUGCUUAUAAUAACCAAUCAAAGAAAGGCUUGAACCACCUCAUAUCUAGAGUACAUGCGUUCCCUGGUAGACCGCUUUUACGCCGGGUACUGGCCGACUAUUUGCUCCAUAUUUAUAGACGUUCGAAAAAGCAUAUGGGACCGGCAAGUAAAAUUGCUGAAAGUACAGUUGUGCUCGAAUUACGAAAUCCCCGAAGGACUAAGGAGAUGUCGUUGAAUGCAAGUAAAUAUUUGGCUGUGGCAAGUGAAGCGAUGAAGCGCGUUGAUCGUGCGAGAAGUAUGAAACUAGCCCAACGUGCUAUUCAUUUGAAUCCUCUGUGUCAAGAGGCGUGGGAUGUUCUAGUGUCAUGUAAAAGUUAAACAAAGCAACCCACAAUUAGGCAAAUCAAUGAUUAUUUAUUCAAAUUGUAUGCUGUCUUUUUAUACCUUUUUUGUACACUUUUUGCUUGAAACGAUCAACUAUCCAAUUAAUUGUCAUUUUCCAAUUGAACAUAUUAUUUAUUGAGAUUUUAAAUAUUUAUAACACAAAAUGUUACUUAAAUGUAUGCCAAAAUAAAAACCCGCCUUGUUGACUCUACAA